Molecule: messenger RNA, 1459 nt
Organism: Eremomyces bilateralis CBS 781.70
Lineage: Eukaryota; Fungi; Ascomycota; Dothideomycetes; Eremomycetales; Eremomycetaceae
Exons: 8
Coding region: 327-1283 (318 amino acids)
Molecular function (GO): arylformamidase activity
Source: RefSeq, a predicted model, not a curated record
AUACAGGUACCUUUCGGCUGUAUGCUGAUGAAUUCGCCACCGCAAGAGCCGAUUACUACAACUCUCCGUCUAUCUCAACUCCGCAGACAUACAGGGAGAAGAGCUGCAGGUGCCGUACUUAGCUGCCCUCCUGACCAUGACGAACAAUGCCCCGCGUAUUGAUGUUAUUGCACCGAGGGACUCGGAGAGACUCCGCGAUGACGAUCCUACCAGGCUAUUUUCUGCUGUUAUUUCUCCAUGAGUUCUUCCAAGUCAAAUAAUAAAUCUCUUGUAUAUUUUUGAACAGUCAAGUACCUUAAACGUUGCUCAACCAGCCAUAGUCAAGGAUGUCACCGAUCCCAAAGUUCUCAGAACUACCCCUACGAAAGGGGGACCCUUUUUGGUCCGCAUGGGGACUAUACGGCUCCAACGAUCAGCUUGGCACACUCAACCGUCUGACUGACGAAGUAGUCCGGGAAGCCUCCAAGGAAAUUCAGACCGGGACAAGGGUCUCAAUGAACUGGCCUCUGGAUGCCCAAAGUGAGGUUCCAUUCUUCGGCCGUCAGGCAUUCCACAAGGACGUCUAUCAAAAGGGGACAAGAAUUGUCAAUGAUGAUACAUGGUCAUUUAAUACGCAAAGCAGCAGCCAAUGGGAUGGACUCCGCCACUUUGGAUACCAGAAGGAGGAGAAGUUCUACAACGGCGUGACGAUGGAUGACAUCCAUGGAGAGCACAAGAGUGAUGUUCUCGGAAUUCAUGCCUGGGCGGAAAAGGGCAUCGUCGGACGAGGCGUGCUCCUCGACUUCCAUAGCUGGCGAUUGGAGAACAACGUCGAAUACAACCCGUUCGAGCGAGGGAAUAUCACCUUGGAUCAGUUGAAAAAGGUCGCGGAAGCGCAGGGUGUCGAGAUCAAGUUCGGCGAUAUCUUGAUCAUCCGCUCUGGCUACAUGGCUUCGUACAACAAGCUAUCGACGGAUGAGGUAAAGCAGCUCGCGGCUAGGCCCAGCCCACCGACCUUCUCGGGAGUCCAGCAGAGCGAAGAAGUGCUGGAGUGGAUCUGGAAUCACUUCUCAGCCGUGGCAGGCGACCAGCCUUCGUUUGAAUGCUGGCCCACGCAGAAAGAUUACGCAAUGCAUGAAGUGCUCCUAGGCGGCUGGGGAUGUCCGAUUGGGGAAUUGUUCGACCUAGAGGCGCUUGCGGAACAGUGCAAGAAGCUAAAUCGGUAUUCGUUCUUCGUGACGAGCGAGGUUUGCAAUGUCCCGGGGGGAGUCGCAAGUCCGCCGAAUAUCUUAGGUAUCUUCUAAGCUUCGCUCGAUGGUGGUGCCCAGCUGCACGAUGCUCCGACACUGGGGUUUCGGAUUGGGCUCAUUUAAAAUGAUGUAAAUUGAAGAUAGGAUGAAUUGUCAACUUAUGGCCUUGAGGUCGCGCCGUAAUGUGCUCUACAGGAACCAUCUGUGCCCCAGGGCGAUUUAGUUUCAAC